Hydractinia symbiolongicarpus is the source of this 2440-nucleotide messenger RNA. RefSeq names its product solute carrier family 35 member F5-like. The coding region runs from base 44 to 1495 and encodes 483 amino acids. The record is from RefSeq and is a predicted model, not a curated record. Gene Ontology annotation, biological process: regulation of peptide transport. The transcript has a single exon. NCBI's taxonomy places the organism in Eukaryota, Metazoa, Cnidaria, Hydrozoa, Anthoathecata, Hydractiniidae. Gene Ontology annotation, cellular component: membrane.
UACUUUAUUGUAAAUCCAAACCUAUUCUCUAGACAGCCUAAAAAUGCCAACUGAACAAGCACAAAAUUCAGAAGCUUCCAGGAGAAGGAGAAAACGAUUUAUUUUUGGUAUAUUUGUUUUGCUUUUAGUGGAUAUUAUCUGGGUAGGAUCUGCUGAAGUCAGUGAAGAAAUAUUUCAUGAAUGUGAAUUUAACAAGCCAUUUUUUACUACAUACUUUAAGACUUCAAUGUUUGCAGUAUAUUUGUUUGGUUUUUUGUUUAUGAAAAGAUGGCAUUACCAAUGUAGACAUUCUUUUACAAAUUCCAAAACGUCAAAGCGUAUUUUGCAAGAAGUGGAACGUGUAUCACGACGUGAAAACGAGAGAAUUGCUGGCAGCAUGCUAUCAGCAUCUGAAAACGCUUCAAGAUGUUCAAGCCCUGGAAACUUUACACCUCCAAGGUAUGAGAACAUGACAGAUGAUGAUAUAAGCCUUACAGAAUCAGAAGAUGUGCAAGAUCGCAAAGUAAGUUUCAAUCAUGUACGAGAGGUUAGAUCACUUGCGGAUAAGCAUCUUGAAGCACAAGUGUUAGCUCGCAUGUCACAGAACUCUAUUGAUGAACUCCGAUUGCUUCUAACAGUGGUUACUAAAAAACUAAGUCUUCUGGACACCAUGAAGUUAUCCAUCAUGUUUGUUGUGUUAUGGACCUUUGCAACGUUAAUGUAUCAAGAAGCACUGGCACACACUUCUGCUGCUGUAACAAACAUUCUCUCAUCUACAUCUGGCAUUUUUACCUUGCUUCUAGCUGCAGUAUUUCCAUGUUCAACUACAGAUAAAUUUUCAGUUUCUAAACUGCUUGCUGUCUUGUUGAGUUUUUCUGGUAUUGUUUUAGUUUGUUGGGCAGACCCAAGUCGAAGUGAAACAAAGUUAAAUUUGGGGGAGAUCUAUGCACUGCUUGGGGCUUUUUUAUAUGCUUGCUAUUUAGUCAUGCUGAGACGAAAAGUGGGUGAUGAAGACAAACUUGAUAUUCCAUUGUUUUUUGGAUUUGUUGGGCUUUUUGGUGCCCUUUUGUUUUGGCCAGGAUUUUUUAUUCUUCAUUAUGCAGAGCAAGAGGUAUUUGAAUUACCACAUACUAGGAAAACAUGGGGGUACCUAGUUUUAAAUGCUGUAGUGGGCACAGUGUUGUCUGAACUAUUGUGGCUUUGGGGAUGCUUUUUGACAAGCUCCUUAAUGGCAACACUGUCUCUUGGUCUUGUGAUACCAUUGACAAUGGCAUGGGACAUGACAAUCAACAAAAUGAAAUUUUCUUGGUUGUUUAUCGUUGGUGUUAUUCCUGUGUUUGUGGCAUUUGUUGCAGUUAGUGUGUUGACUCAUUUUGGAGAAUGGGAUCCAGUAAAAGACCUUUUUUCAAAACUGUUUUGUUAUACGAAACGCAGCAACGCAGGUGAAGAAAGCAAAUCUCUUCUGCAAGAUUCCAGUUCUGAAAGAAAAAUAACUGAACAGCAUCCAGUGAAUUAAGCAUUGGAUUGAUUUCUUUUGUAAAAAUUUUAUACUCUUGUCUUUUUUAGAUACAGAGCUUUAAGAAUUUUUAAUUUUUAUCAAAGAAUUUUUGCACCAUUUGAUUUGAUGUAAUUUUUUGUAUUCUUUUUUUAAAGGUUUCUUGUAAACUAGUACUGAAAUAACAUCAAUUCUUUUGAAUUUAUUUUUAGCUUUUUUGAAGAUCAUGUAAAGAGUAUUUUUUUUCAUGGAAAUUUGCUCUUAUGACAAAGUUUAUUGCUUGAAGUAACAUACUGAUUGAAAGUAUAUCAUUGGAAGUUUGUGAUAUUAUAAUAUUGAUGAUUUAGGCUGUUACAUCUUGUUCAUUUUAUUAUAGUAAAUUUAUUAUCAAUCAUCCUAAAUGCUUCAUUAAGUGCCCAGCAAGUUUAUUUAGAAGCUACAUCAAUGUUUAUAGUCAGGUAAACCUGAAGUAUUUUUUUCUUGCCUUUGAUCUUGCUCAAAAAGAAAUUUGGGCGGGUCAUUGAAAAAAAAAAUUUUUUUGGUCAACCUAAGAACAAAGAACCAAAAAAUUAUUUUUAAUUGUGAGGGGUUGAGAUGUUAUUAAAAGUAAGCCCCUCCCAUCAAAUAUUUUAUGUUAUUAAUGCAACCAGCAAUAAAUAAAAGUGUCAUUGUCUUUUCCUUAUUUUCUUAAAAUCUUUUCUGUAAAAAUCUAGCUUGCCGGAAUGACAAGAAUUGUUAUGAGUUAGUUUGUUGUGCGACGAUGGCUUGCAUUUGAAACACAACAAGGAAAUGUAAAAGUAAAUAGUAAACUUUUGAAAUUUCAUUGACAAAACUGUUGUCAAUUUCCGUAAUUUAUUUAGUUUGUAGAAUAAAUUAAUAUUGUAAAUAUUGUUAUAAAUUUUGCUGAAUUAUUUUUUUCAAAAGUGGAUUUAUUGUGAUAUAAAUAUAAACUCAUUGUUUGGUUUA